Molecule: messenger RNA, 1991 nt
Organism: Penaeus vannamei (Pacific white shrimp)
Lineage: Eukaryota; Metazoa; Arthropoda; Malacostraca; Decapoda; Penaeidae
Source: RefSeq, a predicted model, not a curated record
GAGAUUCCCACUGUGUCGGCUGCAGGGCACUUUGACCCUAGCAGUGAUGCUGCCGCUCUGAGGAAGGCCAUGAAGGGCUUUGGGACUGACGAAGCUGCCAUCAUUGCAAUCCUGUCUCGCAGGACCUCCGACCAGCGUCAGCAGAUCAUGCUGAAGUACCAGCAGUCCUAUGGCAGGGAGGAAGGAGAUGGUUCUAAGAAAGCCCUCACUGGGGACUUGGUGAAGGACCUGAAGAGCGAGCUUAGUGGCAAAUUUGAAGACACCAUUCUUGCCCUGAUGACCCCUCUGCCGCUCUUCCUUGCCAAGGAGAUCAAUCACGCCAUUGCUGGGGUUGGAACCAACGAGAGAACCCUAGUGGAGAUCCUGUGCACUAGGGACAAUGCCUCACUUAUGUUGAUCAAGAAUGCUUACUACCAGCAUUUCCGCAAGAAGCUGGAGGAAGACCUCCAUGGCGAUACCUCAGGAGAUUUCCGCCGUCUCCUCAUUUCAAUGUGCGCAUGUGCCAGGGAUGAGGCGAGCUGUGAUCCAGCCCUGGCAAACAAUUUGGCCCAACAGCUAUACAAGGCAGGUGAAGGCAAGAUGGGUACAGAUGAGGCAGAAUUCAACCGCAUUCUGUCAGCUUACUCGUAUCCCCUCCUGCGCUGCGUGUUUGAAGAAUACAGGAAGAUUAAGGGAAAGACCUUUGGCGAUGCCAUUGAUUCUGAGCUGUCUGGAGACCUGAAGCUUGGCAUGAAGACCAUCUAUCAGUGCAUCGAGAACCGAGCAGCUUUCUUUGCCAAGGAGCUGCAUAAUUCCAUGGCCGGGGCAGGCACCAAUGACAGGGCUCUUAUUCGCUUGGUGGUGUCUCGCAGUGAGAUCGACAUGGGCAACAUCAAGCAGGAAUAUCAAAAGCUGUACAAGAAGCCCUUGGAGAAGGACAUCAAGGACGACACCUCUGGCGACUACAAGAGAGUACUCCUUGCGCUUGUUGAAGGCUAAGUUCUUUCUCCCCCACUCAACUGCUUUUGCCUUCCCUGUAAGACCCGUGAUUCUAAUGCAGUGCAAUCUGUUCUAGGACGACGUUGGCGGAGACUACAAGAAGAUACUUGUGGGGUUGGUUGAUGGCUAGACUUCUCUCUUGCUUACCAGAGCUCUGGCUUGCCAUCUGCACACAGACAUUGGAGGAAAUUCAUACCUAGUAGCAUUUAAAGGAUUCAAGAGUGCUAGUAGUAUAGCCAUAUUUUGUAAGGAUUUUAUCUCUACUCUUUUUCUAUUUUUGUCUCUUUUUUAUGUUGUGGGUACAAAAGUGUGCUGUUUAUUUUCUUUUUCUUUUCCUCCUUUGUCAGUAAUUCCAGACUUCUUUUUGGUGAAACUGUUUUUUUGUGUUUUUGACUUAUAUAUUAUAGAAUGCCAAGUCGAGAUUGAAAUUGAAAUAGAAAAUGCAAAAAAAGAAAGAUUACGAGUCAAACCGUGAAUGUUUAAUAGAGUAGUUGAGUAGAUGGAAGAAAGGAGUCUUGUUGUAUUAGAGAGAACGCAAUUUUUAUCAGAGUAAUUUUGUGUAUGAUUCUUAUAAGCAAGAAAAUCUAGAUUUUUGAACUCUUGUAUCUUUGCAUGGAACAAAGCCAGUUAUUGUAUUUUGAAUAAUUAAUGUCUCAGAGAAUGUUCUUUUUUAUAUGCAGAUUUCUAUUUUAAAUCGUCAGUUGUUGCAUUGUCCAUGUCUGUAAUAAAUAUGUAUCAUAUGAUAUUGAUAUUACAGUAUUUGUUUUACAAGUAUUCAAUACAUCCAAUAAAAGGUAAUUCAUUCUAAUUGUUGUCAAAUCUUCAGGAACCUCUUUCACAUUUGGUUCAUAGUGCUACACAGGAACCAAAAGAAAGACACCUGAAAUAUCUUCGAGUAUAUGUUUAAAUUAUAUUGAUUUUCUAAGUGUUAUAUUUGUACUUACUUUUGAGUACUUACUAUUCUAUAAAGCGUAUCUUAUUGAUUAUCUAAAUAAAGGAUGUGAUUAAACAGG